Messenger RNA from Bacidia gigantensis, 1419 nucleotides. RefSeq lists its product as uncharacterized. The coding region runs from base 1 to 1419 and encodes 472 amino acids. The record is from RefSeq and is a predicted model, not a curated record. Gene Ontology annotation, biological process: proteasome assembly. The transcript has 2 exons. NCBI's taxonomy places the organism in Eukaryota, Fungi, Ascomycota, Lecanoromycetes, Lecanorales, Ramalinaceae. Gene Ontology annotation, molecular function: proteasome binding.
AUGCCGCUGCCAAGUAAUGUGGCGGUCCUACGUUCUUACUCCCUAUCUGCCAUCUAUCCUACAGACACUAUUGAAGAUGUCACCCUCAAGUGGGCAUCUUCUGGUGCCAAAGGCACUGAAAUUAUUUCGCUCAGGGUCGCUGUCUCCAGAACAACAGCGUUCGUCCGUUCGAAACUCCCAGAAAAAGCGACCACAAACGCAGCUGUCCAUCCCAUACCUGUCUAUGCCCGAAAUCAUCCAGUUCAUCCCCUCGCAUACCUCAAGCAAGCGCGUAGUCAGAAGAGCCGCUGGUUCAGCACUCAAGCACGCAACUUUGUUUCACCCGCCACUAAAGUACAGAAUGGUCCACGAUUCAAAAGAUCAGACUUUCCUAUCUCAAGGAUCAGUAAGACAGUACAGCAAGGAGGCAUCUCGCCAUUCGCGUCGACGCUACGGCCCAACUUGACUGGAGGUGCUUUACCCCGCUCAGCAGGAGGCUAUUCUUUAGGUGGCGCCGGGAAGGCCAGGUUCUUCGGCCACACAGCAGGCUGCCAAGCUCAAGUCGUAAACAACGUCGGCGCAGGUGUUCGUGCUUUUGUAGUUGGUGGCGGCAAAGUAAAAUAUGAUGGGGUAAAUCCCACUACAGGUGAUAAACGGUUUCGCAGCAUUUCAGCAGCAGAGGAAAAGGCGUGGAAGCAGUUUGCGCGCCCACUCGCUUCGAUCAAAGGUACAACAUUGGAGUUCAAGAUCUCACCUACUCUCACGGCGCUGCCUUCAGGCCUCUCUGCUCAUGGCGAACAGUCUUUAAACACCCUCCAAUCGCCCGACCUGCUCACGUCGCUUUCCGGUGAUUUUGCUCGGUGUCUCCGUUCUCUUUCAUCGAUUCUCAAUGAUCUUAACCGCCUUUCGAGGUUUGGAGACUUACCAGUCAGUCUCAGCCAAGACGGCACAGUAAUCAUGGUCUGCUUCCCGGGCUGUGACGCAGAUCUGGUGACAAGAUUAUGCGAAGAAGUGGGCGUAGAACGAGGUUACGUAAAGGAGGAUGUCGCAUGGGAUCACGACAAGGAGGUACAAAUGGCCCUGCUCUUCCCUUUCGCACCAGAAAUGAAGAAAGAUGCCGAAGGGUAUUUCUACCAUGACGAUCGAGUAGAAGAGGAAGCCGUAGAGGAGCAACAAAACUGGCGCGAUUUACUUUCUCCUUCGGUUCGCACGGUUGAUCUCAACAACAAGGGAGAUGACUACUUAGAUGAAAUGACACUACGCUCAUUCAUGCUGCAUUCUGUCUCUCCCUCAGGAUAUGAGAGCCUUGAGGAUCCUGAUGAUUGGGCGCCAUCUCUAGGAGCUAAGUCAGACAACAUAGCGCCAACCGAGAGUCAAGAUUUUGAGGGUGUGGAAGGGAUCUACAAGUUCUUACAAGUGUGCGCUGAGUCAAAGAGGUAG